AAGCAGCACUGACUUUUUUCAUAUUUGCUGAAUAUAUGCAAGGAGGAGGGCAGCUCCCUGGCUCAAGAGCAAAUGGCCAGAGAACUCAGAAGACCAGAAGAAAAUUCCUGGCCACUCAGCAUGGUGUCCCAGGGAUCCUCGCCCUCCCUUCUGGAGGCCCUGAGCAGCGACUUCCUGGCCUGUAAAAUCUGCCUGGAGCAGCUGCGGGCACCCAAAACCUUGCCCUGCUUGCACACCUAUUGCCAGGACUGCCUCGCUCAGCUGGCCGAGGGCGGCCACCUCCGAUGCCCUGAGUGCCGCGAGACCGUGCCAGUCCCACCAGCAGGCGUGGCCGCCUUCAAGACCAACUUCUUUGUCAAUGGGCUCCUGGAUUUGGUGAGGGCGCGGGCCGGGGGAGACCUGCAUGCAGGAAAGCCAGCCUGUGCACUGUGCCCCCUGAUGGGGGGUGCCAGUGCCGGGGGGCCAGCCACAGCCCGGUGCCUAGACUGUGCUGAUGACCUGUGCCAGGCCUGUGCCGAUGGGCACCGCUGCACCCGGCAGACUCACACCCACCGAGUGGUGGACCUGGUGGGCUACAGGGCAGGGUGGUAUGACGAGGAGGCCCGGGAGCGCCAGGCAGCCCAGUGCCCCCAGCACCCAGGAGAGGCCCUGCGCUUCCUGUGCCAGCCCUGUUCCCAGCUACUGUGCCGUGAGUGUCGCCUGGAUCCCCACCUGGACCACCCCUGCCUGCCCCUGGCUGAAGCUGUGCGUGCCCGAAGGCCAGGCCUUGAGGAGUUACUAGCAGGCGUGGACAAGAACCUGGCCGAGCUGGAGGCUGCCCGGAUGGUGGAAAAGGAAGCCUUAGCCCGCCUGCGGGAGCAAGCGGCCAGGGUGGGGACACAGGUGGAGGAGGCUGCUGAGGGGCUUCUCCGGGCCCUCCUGACCCAGAAGAAGGAGGUGCUGGGGCAGCUACGGGCCCACGUGGAGGCCGCUGAGGAGGCUGCUCGGGAAAGGCUGGGAGAGCUGGAGAGCCGGGAGCAGGUGGCCAGGGCUGCGGCUGCCUUUGCCCGUCGGGUGCUCGGCCUCGGUCGUGAGGCCGAGAUACUCUCGCUGGAGGGGGCGAUUGCCCAGAGGCUCCGGCAGCUGCAGGGUUGUCCCUGGGCGCCUGGACCAGCCCCCUGUCUGCUGCCCCAGCUGGAGCUUCAUCCUGGGCUCCUGGACAAGAACAGCCACCUGCUGUGGCUCUCCUUUGAGAACCAGCAGUCCCAGAAGGACAGUGGGAAAGAUGGAGCUGGGAGCCAGGGAGGGGAGGAAGCCCAGAGCCCCAGAGAGGAUGGAGCCAAGAUGGAGAGACAAGGUGCCGCCCAGCCCCCGAGUAGGGAUGGAGCCCAGCCCCCAAAAGAGGACAGAGCCCAGAUGCCCCAGGAAAAUGGAGCCCAGACCCCAAAGACAGACAGAGCCCAGACCCCGAGAGAAGGCAGGUCCCAGAUGCCUCAAGAAGAUGGAGAAGUCCAGACUGCAGGGGGCGGCAGAUCCAACAAGAAGAGGAAAUUCAAAGGCAGGCUCAAGUCCAUUUCCCGGGAGCCCAGCCCUGCGCCCGGGCCCAACCUGGAGGGCUCUGGCCUCCUCCCCAGGCCCAUCUUUUCCUGCAGCUUUCCCACUCGGAUGCCUGGAGACAAGCGGUCUCCCCGGAUCACUGGGCUCUGUCCCUUUGGCCCCCGGGAGAUCCUGGUGGCUGAUGAGCAGAACAGGGCUCUGAAGCGCUUCUCCCUUAAUGGCGACUACAAAGGCGCGAUACCUGUCCCUGAGGGCUGCUCCCCGUGCAGCGUGGCCGCCUUGCAGGGUGCGGUGGCCUUCUCAGCCGGGGCUCGGCUGUACCUCAUAAGCCCUGACGGCGAGGUGCAGUGGCGCCGGGCACUGAGCCUGUCCCAGGCCAGCCAUGCGGUGGCUGCAAUGCCGAGUGGGGACCGGGUGGCUGUCAGUGUGUCGGGCCACGUGGAGGUGUACAACAUGGAAGGCAGCCUGGCCACCCGCUUCAUCCCUGGGGGCAAGGCCAACCGAGGCCUUCGGGCACUGGUGUUUCUGACCACCAGCCCCCAGGGCAAUUUCGUGGGCUCAGAUUGGCAGCAGAACAGCGUGGUGGUCUGUGACGGGCUGGGUCAGGUGAUUGGGGAGUACGGAGGGCCGGGCUUGCAUGGCUGCCAGCCAGGCUCCGUGUCUGUGGAUAAGAAGGGUUAUAUUUUUUUGACUCUCCGAGAGGUCAACAAGGUGGUGAUCCUGGACCCGAAGGGGUCAUUGCUAGGCGACUUCCUGACAGCCUAUCAUGGCCUGGAAAAGCCCCGGGUGACCACCAUGGUGGACGGCAGGUACUUGGUCGUGUCCCUCAGUAAUGGGACCAUCCACAUCUUUCGGGUCCGCUCUCCUGACAGUUAA
This is a messenger RNA of Eptesicus fuscus (big brown bat), 2412 nucleotides long. It is a transcript of the gene TRIM56, whose product is annotated as tripartite motif containing 56. The transcript has 2 exons. The record is from RefSeq and is a predicted model, not a curated record. Gene Ontology annotation, cellular component: nucleoplasm; chromatin. Lineage: Eukaryota; Metazoa; Chordata; Mammalia; Chiroptera; Vespertilionidae. The coding region runs from base 73 to 2412 and encodes 779 amino acids. Gene Ontology annotation, molecular function: zinc ion binding; ubiquitin-protein transferase activity. Gene Ontology annotation, biological process: positive regulation of DNA-templated transcription; innate immune response.